Messenger RNA from Neurospora tetraspora, 384 nucleotides. RefSeq lists its product as uncharacterized. The transcript is spliced from 2 exons. The record is from RefSeq and is a predicted model, not a curated record. NCBI's taxonomy places the organism in Eukaryota, Fungi, Ascomycota, Sordariomycetes, Sordariales, Sordariaceae. Bases 1 to 384 code for a protein of 127 amino acids.
AUGAUAGGCCAUCAGUGGUCCAACACCUGGUACUGGUCAAAGAAGCCUGUGGCUCAAAUUACGGGCUCUGAGGCCUUCAGGCUUCAGCCCCCAAAGUCUUCACCACUCCAUGUGCCACUGCCCUCACAGCAACAACAACAACAACAACAACAACAACAACAACAACAACAACAACAACAACAACAACAACAACAACAACAACAACAACAACAACAGCAGCAACAACCGCAACAACUGCAGCACAGGAACGGCAACAUCACCAUCAACACCAGCAUCAACAUCAACGCCAACAGCGACAGGGACAUCGACACCCCACCAUCCCCCAUCCCUUCAUCAAUUGCCAUUGGACCCUGGCUUCAUCGUGGCCAUAACACAACUUCCUAA